Molecule: messenger RNA, 3340 nt
Organism: Temnothorax curvispinosus
Lineage: Eukaryota; Metazoa; Arthropoda; Insecta; Hymenoptera; Formicidae
Gene: bsf
Product: leucine-rich PPR motif-containing protein, mitochondrial-like
Exons: 4
Coding region: 178-3204 (1008 amino acids)
Molecular function (GO): protein binding
Source: RefSeq, a predicted model, not a curated record
AUUCCUCCCGAGACUCGAGAUUCAGUUGCGUCGAUCAUAAGAUAAAUACGUGUUUGAUACGCUAUAUAGCCCAAAGGUGGGGCUGAAGGCGUCAAUAACUCCAACCGGAGUUUAUAACCUCAAAAAAAAAGCUCCUUCGUUGACGCUGACCCGGCCGACCCGGCUAACCUGACGAAGAUGCUAGAGGUCGAGAAGAUGCUGCAACUGAGAAGAUACCUGACGCUCAUCGUCCGUUCGCAGCUACGUUCCCCGCGAUACGAGACGGUAAGGAGUCAUCCGCCGCGCCACGGAGGUUAUGUCGUCGGUUACGUGCUUCCUCGACACACGGGUCUGCGACCCGAGAUUUGCGUCGCGACGUGCAACAGGACGUAUGGCACGACGGCCCCGCAGUCGUCGCAGUCCGACGUCGUCGAUCACAAACUGAUGUCGUUUUGCGACGAUAUUAAGAAGGGCCGGGUCUCGGCGGAUGGUCUGAGGGAGGUUAUCGACUUGUGCAACAAGAACGAUUAUCACCUCCCUCACGAUACUGGCGUUCUGUUGCUCAAAUGUUGCGGCAAUCUACUACCCGAUCUAGAGGCAACCGAGAGAGAUCAUCUUGCGGGCCAGGUAUGGCGUUUGGCGAAGAAGAAUGAUAAAGCAUUGACGUUGGAGUAUUACAAUACAUUGCUGGGCAUUAACGAGGAGAACUCCAAGUUUGUGAGUCCCAAGAAGUUCCUGACGAACAUGACUGUGGAACCGGAUGAGAACACCUAUCGCUUGCUGUUGAACACAGCUACAAAGACAGGUAAUAGUGAAUACUUAUGGGAAAUCUUGUCCAUGAUAAAGGACAAAAAUAUAGCUGUCUAUGAAGAAGCGGUCAAUGCGUUAGUACAGAAUUACGUAACAAAUGGCAAUAUCGCCGAGGUUGAGCGAACGAUAACACUAAUGCGAGAGGCCGAACUGUCGACAGCCAAGGCAUAUACCGAGCUGGCGUGCGGAUAUGCGAGACUUGGCGAUAUUCCGAAUCUAGUCAAGAUAUUAAACGAAGAGCCACAGAGCAACACAGAUCUUUUGAGGAUAAUAAAGGCUCUGAGUAUGUCGAACAACAGCAGGCACAUCCCAGUUGUUUUAAAUUUUCUAAUGACCUCGGUACCAGAGAUCGAGUUCGAGAUCUCUAGGAUGAUCGCGGAACUCGUACGCGCCAAUCAAGUCACAGACGCUCAUACCAUUAUAAAUUGUCUCGCGAUGAACAACGUGACGAAGGACAUCGUACAGAGUUUUGUAAAUAGCUUUAUGAAUGAAUUGGUAAUGAUAAACAUGCCGAUUGACGAUAUCAUUAAGUAUGCCAACGACUUUUCUGAUUCCGGUUACAGCCAACACACGUUGACCGACUUAGCUGACAUCGGUUUGAAGCUGGGUAGAGAAAAACUGUGCCUCGCGAUAUUUCAGGCGAUGAGAAGUAAUAAUAUCGAGAUACGACCGCAUUAUUAUUGGCCUUUACUAUUGAGAGGGUAUCACGACAAGGGGGAGGCUGAAAUAUUUUCGCUUGUAAAGUCUAUGGUGAAUGAGGGUGUAGAAAUAGAUUCCGAUACCUUACUUGAUUACGUAUUUCCAUACGUAAAUACCGCAGAUCCGAUUACUACUUUAAAGAAAUUAUUGCUGAAUAACGUACCGGGUGCUGUCUCGUUUACGCCUCUAUUAGCUUUUCUGCUGCAUAAUAACCGGCUACAGGAUUUAGCGUCACUGUGCAAGCAUUAUACGCGCUACAAGGUGUAUUAUAAAGAAUUGAUGAGACCACUCGUACGCGCCUAUCUCGCCACUAAAGACGUCAAAAAUUGUGUAAUGUUAUUGACGGCAUCUCCACAAGGUCAAGAUUUCGCUGGUUUGUUCUUGAAAUCGUUGUUAAAACCCGAAUAUCCGGUUUAUAUAGAGGAUCUACAGCUUCUCCUGGAAGAAUUACAAAAAUGUGAAAUAAAGAUAUCGCAAGAAGACGCGACCGUUCUCAAGGACAGACUGAAACAGAACGAAAAUUUUAAUGUCACGACAAAGGUGGCGAAUUUAAUAGACAAUUUGGUUGAUCCGAAUAUAAAAAUUUCGGCUCUCAACCGGCAACACCCGAAAUAUAUGACUACCAAGGAAUUAACAUACUACCUAACGGAGCUGAAGAGCGAGAAAGUCUCUACUAAAAACGUUCUGCAUAAAUUACUGGUUGCGUACUGUAACGAGAAUAAUCUCAAGAGAGCUGAAGAGAUAAAACGAGAAUAUGACGCGUGCCAGUACGAAUGGACGUUCGGUAUGCGGGCGAUUUUGUUCGAACUGUAUCUCAAGCACAACAAGUUAGACGAGGCCGAGGCACUGCUGCCCGAUUUACAAGUCUUGCCCGCUGAAUUCCAGAUAAAUAAAUUUAAAGUUGUGACGUAUGCCACCGCGUUGGUGAAGGCGAAUAAACCUACAAAGGCUUUCGACGUUAUUGAUACAUUCAACGCCAUUGAUGAUACCAACGUAGACACGCAGGCACCGUGUUGGACACUUCUGCAAACGCUAGCACAGAGUCAGUAUCACGCUCACACGAAGGACAUGUUAGACUUGCUUGUAAGGAAAAAUUACUGUCAGGUAACCACGGAACUGCUGAGGCCGUUGGUGGCGGUACCGUUAGAACGCAACAACAUCCUGGACACUGUAGAUGUAUUCGCAGAAUGCGCGCAAAAGUAUGGCAAGGCGCCGUUGGCAUUACAAUUAUUGACAGCGUUGCUGGAGCAGAAGGAUAGUUCAAGAUUGCAAAACGCGAAUAACUACAUAGAACAAGUGUAUAAUAUAACAGCUAAUACCUAUUCUGUCAAAGUGGCGAAUACGUUACUGGCGAUAGCAUUAGCGACGUUGAACAAGACAGAGAAACUGCAAGCUUUGUUAGAGAAUCACGAACUCUCCAUGAACUGUCUUGUAUACUAUAUCAUUAACACAAAAACUGACAGUGAUACAGAUGGUUUGCUGAACCUCUUUAAAAUAGCUAAUGCGAAUCAUUUGGAUGAAGAUGUGAUAUGUAAUAGGUUCCUUUCGGUUUAUAGUAAAACGGGAAAUUGCGACCGCGCUUUAGAAUUAUGGAAAAUUAUGCGCACGAAGAAUAUCGAGCCUAGCGAACGGUUCAAGAAGAACUUUAUUCAAUUUUUAUUGUCAAAUAAAGUUUCGCUUCCUCCAGAAUUAGACAGACAAGCAAAACGACGUUAAUUAAAUGGAUUAAGAACAGCAACAAUACGCGCGGAAUAAUGAUAUUUUAAAGAUAGAUAAAGUAGCCAAAUGAUAGGAAUUCUUAAAAGAAAUUUGGUAAGAACAAUCUGUACAAUAAAAAUAAUUUAUAAAAUAA